Acinonyx jubatus (cheetah) is the source of this 15667-nucleotide messenger RNA. RefSeq names its product phospholipid phosphatase related 1 (gene PLPPR1). Gene Ontology annotation, biological process: phospholipid metabolic process; signal transduction; phospholipid dephosphorylation. The record is from RefSeq and is a predicted model, not a curated record. The transcript has 7 exons. Gene Ontology annotation, molecular function: phosphatidate phosphatase activity. NCBI's taxonomy places the organism in Eukaryota, Metazoa, Chordata, Mammalia, Carnivora, Felidae. Bases 13658 to 14563 code for a protein of 301 amino acids.
CUUUAGAGAAGUGUCUAUUCAUGUUUUCUGCCCAUUUCUUCACUGGGUUAUUUGUUUUUCGGGUGUGGAGUUUGGUGAGCUCUUUAUACAUUUUGGAUACUAGCCCUUUGUCCGAUAUGUCAUUUGCAAAUAUCUUUUCCCAUUCCGUUGGUUGCCUUUUAGUUUUGUUGAUUGUUUCCUUUGCUGUGCAGAAGCUUUUUAUCUUCAUAAGGUCCCAGUAGUUCAUUUUUGCUUUUAAUUCCAAAGGGGAUUUUUUAAGAAGGAUAAAAAUGACCUCUGUGAAGCUCAGAAGGCAUAGACUGGCCUCGGCAUAAACUAAAACAAGGAACUGAAAAACCAUCAAAACCAGAAUUACUCCUUCUCUCCAGGUCUUAUGGUCCCUUGACUUUUCACUUCAUUCUUCUCUGUAUAUAUCUGUCCAUUAGCUUUCACGGUUUUCCUUGGUUCAGAUGGCCACAUCUAGGACCUAUUUGUCUAUAGCUCCUAGAUCUUUAUGUCCUGAGUUCAAGUGGCCAAUAAAGACACACAGAGUCUGUGACUCUUCAAAUUCUUGGAAAGAAGCUCGUGGGCCUGCGUUUGGGCCAGGUGUCUCCCCUUAAUCAAGUCAUCUCCAGCCAGUGGAUUAGUCUUGCAGUAGAAGCAUGAGUGUGGGUGUAAAUGUGUAAUUCCCAAAGAGGGGCAAUCAUGGUCUGGGUGAACAUCUAGAAUGAUGUCAAUUCCUAGGGUCAGUGAGCUAUUUUCUUUCUUUCAGAAAGCUUGAAUAGAAGUAAAAUAUACAUUUAUCCUUGUUAAGCCUGAAAGGAAUAACCAAAAUACCUGUUUUCUUUGAUCUGGGAUAAAAAUCACAAGUUAGUUUGGUUACUUUGUUCAUCUCAUGCCAGUCAGAAUCUUCUGUAUUUAUAUUUAAUUCAAGAGCAAUUAUUUAAUUAAAAUUAGAAAUCAAAUUAACUGGGGCACCUUGGUGGCUCAGUCAGUUAAGCAUCUGACUUUGGCUCAGGUCAUGAUCUCAUGAUUUGCGAGUUUGAGCCCCAUAUUGGGCUCUCUGUUGUCAGCACAGAGCCUGCUUCAGAUCCUCUGUUCCCUUCUCUGUCUUCCCCUCCCCAGCUCGCACAUGCACAUGUGUGCUUGCUGUUUUAUUUCUCAAAAAUAAAUAAAAAUUUCAAAAAAAAGAAAAGAGAGAACUUAACUAUUCCAAAGUAAAUACAUAUAAUUUGUUAAUUAAAUGGGAUGCUUCAAUUUUAGGGACUAUAGGAGGAAAAUAAUUAGAGGAUCUUGAUGUUGAGAAGCUCAGGAACUUCUGCCUUAGCAGAAGAAAGCCAACUCUAGGUUCUGGAGCUUAUGAAAGAGAGUCAGCAAAAGCAUAAAAUAUGCAGUUAUGCUGCUCUGCUAGAGCAGCCCCUAUGGGGCCAACCUGUUCACAUUGAUUCGUGGAGAACUUCUCCCCUUAUUUUAGUUUUAUAUGCUACAUAACAAACUGCCACAAACAUAGCCACUUAAAACCACACAAACUUGUUACCUCACACUUUCUGUGGGUCAGGAGUCUGUGAGUUAGUUGGGUCUUCUGCUCAGUAUUAGGUGGAAGUCAAGCUGUCAGCCAGGACUGUGAUGUCAUUUGAGUCCUAGGGUCUUCUGCCAAGCUCACAAGUUGUUGGCAGAAUUCAGUUCCUGUAAGACUGAGAGCCUCAGCCCUAGAGUCAGCCCACCCAUUCCUGGCCAUGUGGCCCUCUCCACAAAUAUGGCAAUUUGCUUCUCCAAGGCUAACAGAGAGUGUCUCUACUGCUUCAGAUCUCUUAACUUCAUUUAAAGGUAUCAAGUGAUUAAUAGGUCAGGUCUGCCCAGCACAAUAUCCUUUUCCAUUAACUUAAAGUUAACUCAUUAAGGACCUUAAUUACAUCAUUAUAAUUCCUACACCUUCACCACAUAAUAUAACAUAAUCAAAGAAGAGGCAUUCCAUUAUAUUCAUAGGUCUUGCUCACACCAAAGAGAAGGAUCAUACACUGUGCAUGAACACUCAGGGGCAGAAGUCUUGGGGACCAGCUCAGAAUUCUGCCCACUGAAAUAAAAUGAAGAGGAAAAAGAGUGAGGAUUGAUCUUGGUUCUACCUCUCUCAGGCUUAAAGCCACCAUCCUUUGGCAUAAAGCACAAUUGGGCUGUGGGCCUAAAUAUGUUCAUAAAUGAAAGGAAAGCUCAGUAAUACGAGCAUUUAUAUCUCCUAAGCCUAGUUUUGGAUGUUUAUCUCUUAUACUGGCCUGAUUUAUUUUUGUUAGUUUAUUCGCUUAUUAUACAUAUUUAUAUAACGUGUAUGAUAUUAUAAGGUGAUUUAAAUAUUGGAUAGUCCUUUACCAUCUGCAAAGAGUUUUUCCAAGUCUUCUCAUUUAACCCCAUUUCUCAUGUUAUCUCAUUCCCAUUAAGGGUAUUUUUCCUAAUGCAGGUCUGAGGAUCAGAAAAGCUAGAAUCAUGCAUCCCAGGAUUAUAGAGUCAAUCAGUGACAGAACGAAGACCAAAAGUUGGGUCUUCAUCUCUGAAUUAUGGCCCCCUUCCUUUUCAAUCCUCCUUUGUAUCAUUAGAAUAUGGUGGCUAAAUGUGGAACAUCCUGGGGUGCCCGGGUGGCUCAGUCGGUUGAGCAUCUGACUCUUGAUUUCAGCUCAGAUUAUGAUCCCAGGGUUGUGGGAUCGAGCCCAGCAUAGGGCUCUAUGCUGAGGGUGGAGCCUGCUUGAGAUUCUCUCUCUCUCUUCCUCUGUCCUUCUCCCCUACUCUCACUCUGUCUUGAAUGAAUGAAUGAAUGAAUGAAUGAGGAACAUCCUGACCAAGGACACAUUUAACUGCCCUUAGAAAUGGAUUCCAGCACCACCUCCCAUUGGCACUCAACUGAGCAGAGGUUGAGCACGGUUUCUGUCCCCUUUCUCCAAUCCUCUGUGUCACCUUUGAGAACUAAGCAGACCAGGACUUUGUUUGCCUACCCUGCUUCUACAGGGCAAUGGGCCCCCCGCAUAUCAAUAUGCUGGAUCACAGCCUAAAUUCUGUUGAGCUUCUGAUUGGUCAGUUGAUUUCAUGUAACUCUUUUUAUAUUAGGUUUUCCAGAAAGGAAAACUGCUAUUUAUUACGUUAUGGGGAGGCUGAGAAAGGCAAAGAACUCCUCUUUAUCAGCAAGUACCAUAAGCCAUGAGCUAAAAACAGUACUUUUUACAUAGAUCACUUUUCACAAUUAAAUGUCUUAUAUAUAUUAUCACAUCCAUUUAACGUAUGAGGAAACAGAGAUUCAAAGAGAUUUUGUAUAUAACCUGAAGCCACACAGGUAGCAAAUGGUGCAUUUAGUACUGCAUCUGGGUCUUUAAGCUGCAAAGGCCAUAAACUUGUAUUAUGUCACGUAACCAGCUCAGAUGUCACUGCUGACACAAUCCUUCCCUCUCUUACCACGUGUGCCUCAUGGUUAAUAUUCUCUUCUUGAUAUCAUCAUAGCUUCCAUCCACCCACCCUGCCAUCCUUCCACACAUUUACCCUUCUGUCCUUCCUUCCAUCCAUCCAUCAUCCACUUAUAACAGCUAAUCGGUGUUAAACACCUAUCAUUUGGCCAAUUGCUCAUAUCCUGGAAAAAUGAAGAGCCCCUUCCUCUCUACAUUCCUACCAACUAGUGGAGGGGUUUUGGCAUGUAGUUGGUAUUCUGUAGCUGCCUGUUGACUUAUAAUGCUUCUGCUGAGAAACCUGAAAUUAGCACCCAAAUCAACUUAGUUGAUUUUAACAAAGGAAGUAGAAGGACUGCAGAGUUUUAAACAAUAGGGAUCAUUUAUACAUUCUUUCCAUCCACCUCUCUUACUACUUCUAAUAAGUAGGUAAUAAUAAAAUGCACAUCAGGGUCAUCCAGAGCUGUCUUCUCAGAGGCUUCUCUUGACUCAUCACUCAUCACUGUCACUUUCCCACACAUUUAACAUCAGUGGAGCUUUGACCUUCCCCACCUCAGAGGCCUGAGGCAGUGCUGGGAAGAGCAGGGCCAAUACAGGGCAAGCCUCAUGAACUUCUCAGGCCAGAAUCCUAGGCCUUCUGCUCUACUAGCCCCUGAAGUCACUGAAUAGAAAGGCCUUGCUGGAGGCCUUUACAUUUAACACUAAGGAAUGUUCUCAAUUGUCAAAAUCAUUUUGAAUUUUUAUCCUGGUUUCUCUGAUAUUAGCUGUGCUUGCCAGUUUUGUGUAGCUAUAAUAUGCUUUAUAUGUAUUCAUCCACAUCAUUGAACUUUUAAAAAUCCCUAAUGGUAGGUGCCUGGGUCCCUCAGUCAGUUAAGUGUCUGACUUCAGUUCAGGUCAUGAUCUCACAGUUCAUGAGUUCAAGCCCCGUGUCAGGCUCUGGGCUAACAGCUUCAGAACUCAGAGCCUGGAGCCUGCUUCAGAUUCUGUGUCUCCCUCUCUCUCUGCCCCUCCCCCAUUUACACUCUGUCUCUCCUUCUCUCUCUCUCAAAAAUAAAUAAACAUUAAAAAAAUUUUUUUUAAUCCCUAAUGGUAGAAGAUCAAAGAGAAAAUUCUGUGGCCCAAUUUAGCUUAACUUAGAUUCAAUAAUUAUCCUUUCCUUAGUGUAGCUGUAAAUCUACCUGAAAUAUUAUCAUACACUUUACAUUUCUCCAUAUUAUUCAACAAUAAAUAAUCAACAUGCUGCUGGAGGAUAGAAAUGGAAAAAAGGGGGGCAGGCACCUGGGUGGCUCAGUUGGUUAAGCGUAUGACUCUUGGUUUCAGCUCAGGUCAUGAUCUCACGGUUCAUGGCUUUGAGCCCCACAUCAGGCUACGUGCUGACAGUGUGGAGCCCGCUUGGGAUUCUCUCUCUCCCUCUCUUUCUCUCCCACUCGCUCUCCUUAUCUCUCUCUCAAAAUAAAUAAAUAAACUUAAAAAAAAGAAAUGGAAAAGAAAGACAAGAAUGUGGUAUUUGCAUUUGUUCUUUAAGAAGUAGCCCAGUAGGAAAGUGUAGCAGCCCAGACUCAGAGGUAGACCUGUAUACUGUCUGCUAACUGAGGAGUGAUACCUGAUGAGGUUUACUGGCUUAUUCUCUGUUCAGAUGACAGGCUUCUUCUCUCCAUUAUCAAGACACAGGUAGGACAGAGCCCAAUGUGUUCAGUAGAGAGAAUAUUGCUUCGUUUACCUGAAACAGCUGUCACUGAAGAUUUGGGAGGAGUAGAAGACAUAAUCACACCUGUGUCUUAGGACCAUCACUCUUUAGCAGCAGCGGGUGGGGGGUGGGGGGGACGGCAUGAAGGGGUUGAGAUCUCAAAGGCAACAAGAUUUCAAAAGUGUAGAUGGUAGAAUAUGGGGGCCUAUAUAAUAACAUGGCGGCUGGCAGAACAAAAAUGAGAUAAAUAGGAAGGGCACUGAGGUAAGACAGACCUGGCACCUGACCAAGUAUAGCAUGGGGCGGAGUGAGAAAUCUGGAGGAAGAAGGAUGUGUCUGAGAUGACAUUGAAGAUUCGAACAUGGGUGACUGAGAAGAGGUUGGUUGGAUUCACCAGGACUGGGAACUCCAAGAAGAAGUGACAGGUUGAGGGGAGGAGAAAUGCCGAAUUGCGUUUCAGGCUUGUGGUAUUUGGACUAUCAGUGGAGCACGAGGUUGGUGGUCAGUGGAGCGUGCACGGCCAAGAGUGGUGAUAGAAGAGUCAAUGGAAUCUGUAUAAGAGUAGAAUCCAUCGAGGGGAGUCUGGUGGCUCAGUCGGUUAAGCGUCGGACUUCAGCUCAGGUCAUGAUCUCACGGUCCGUGAGUUCGAGCCCCGCGUCGGGCUCUGUGCUGACGGCUCGGAGCCUGGAGCCUGCUUCGGAUUGUGUGUCUCCCUCUCUCUCUUUUCCUCCCUGCUCAUGCUCUCUAUCUCUAUCUCAAAAAUAAAUAAAUAUUUUUUUUUUUUAAAAAGACUAGAAUCCAUAGAAAGAGAUGAGAUCUCCCAAGAAGAGAACAUGGAAAGGAAAUGAAAAGAGGGGCAAGGAUAGAUCCUAGGAGAGCACUGCCGUUUACAAACCAGGCACAAGAAAAGGGAAAUUUAAGGGAGUCAGGGAAAGAAUGGUCAGAGGCAAGAGAAAGUAGUGAUUUUAAAUACUAAGAAAGGAGGGUGUGGUUGUGUGGGGGAGCCCUCAGUCAAUCCCUACUCUUACCCCAAAGCCAUGCAAAAAAGCAUUGAAAAAAACAAGCCUAUUGUACGAAGUGAAUCACUAUACUAUACACCUGAAACUAAUAUUACACUGUCUAUUAACUAACUGAAAUUUAAAUAAAAACUUUCACAAAAGAAAAAACUUUCACAAAAGAAAAAAAGAAAGAAAAGAACAAGCAAAUAGCAUCCAAAGAACAAGAGAAAGAACUGAGCACUUACCACGUGCUAGGCAUUAUGCUGAGAAUUUUACAAACCUUAUUUCAUUAUGCUAACUGCAGGUUUGAAGUGUGAAAGAGUAGUUAAAUGGCACCAGGGGUUCAAACCCUGGCUCUGCCAUUCACUAGGCCUGUGAGCCUGGAUAAAGUUUCUUUUCUUUAAAUGAGAGCAACUAAUUAUCUCACAAGGAAGCAUGAAUAUCAUGUAAGAUAAUGCAUUUCAAGUUAUAUAGCUUGUCAUGUGUUUACUCAAAUGAGCCCUCAUUAUCAUUUAUUUGAGAUUGCUUUUAUGAUAUCUGUCUCCUCCACAGAAAACCCAACAUGUUUAAAGAUCAUGUCUGCUUUGUUAACAGACUUGUUAUUUGCUAUUCAGUUUUGUUAGCAGGUGAAUACCCUCAGUGUCUGCAUGUUGUAGGCACUCGAUAAAUAUUAGUUGAUUGACUGAACAGUCCCAUUUCAUCCACAUGUCCUCGCCUGUGGAUGUACCUGUUCUCUUUAAAGAAGAAGGGAUCUGGGGCACCUGGGUGGCUCAGUUGGUUAAGCGUCUGACUUCAGCUCAGGUCAUGAUCUUGUGGUCCAUGAGUUCGAGCCCCACAUCGGGCUCUGUGCAGACAGCUCACAGUCUAGAGCCUAUUUCAGAUUCUGUGUCUCCCUCUCUCUCUGCCCCUCCCCUGCUCAUGCUCUGUCUCUCUCUCUGUCUCAGAAAUAAAUAAGCGUUAAAAAAAAUCUUUUUAAAUGAAGGCCAUGGAUUCUCAGACACACACUGGUCCAUUGUGACUGUCCAGGUUUCACAAGAGGAUGUCAUUCUUAAGCACAGCUUAAUUGCCUGUUAAUUAAAAGACACAGAUGUGAGGGGGAAUAGAGAAUUUCUAAUCAAAAGGAAUAAAGUUUCAGUUAAGUAAGAUGAGUAAGCUCGAGAUGUCUGCUGCACCUUGCACCUAUGGUCACUAACACCACAGAGCACACUUAAAUAUUUGUUGGGGGGGUGUAAAUCUCAUCUUUUAUUCUUACCACAAGAAAAUAAAUUUUUAAAAAAUUCUUUCAGAAAAUAUAAAACUAUAAAGGGCGAAUAGGGAUCAGAUAACUGACAAAGGAGAAUUAAUUGACAGUUUAAUAUUUUAUUUUUAUGUCUUCAUAUCUUGAGAGAUAAGAUUGUAAAUAGUAAAAUUAAGAACAGUUACAUGAUUCUUGAAAAUUCAUUAUUGUGGAACUAUGAUGCUCAUCAAGAAGCAUCAUUUUAUAGAUGGAAAAACUAGCUGGCUAUUCAGUCCUGGCUAAUGGAAUGACUAUAUUCUCUUACAUACUUGAGUGCAUGUGGUAUUAUUUGCUCACACAGAAAAAAAAAUUAUAUUCUACUGAUGUAUUAAUAAAAUAGCAGCUAAUAGUUAUUGAGUACCUGCUAAGUGGUUUUGCUAUACUAUAUCAUAUAGUUCUUAUACCAUUCCAAUGAGAACUCAUUUCUCAUGUGAGGAAACUAAGGCAUAGACGGGUUAUAUAAUUGGUUCAAAGUCCUACAGUAGUAAUUAGCGGAUUUGGGGUUUGAACCUAUGUGUCUUAAUCACUAUAAUGUAAGGAACUUGUACACUAUCAGACAAGUAUCCAAUAAAAUCAUGUUUUAUUGAAGGAUUUUUUUACUACAAUCCAUAGUAAGAAACACAUUUCACACUGUAUUAUACAUACUUCCUCUGCCUAUAUGUUAUACACUAGUUUCACAUAAAAACAUUUGCUCUUACUGUGUGUGAAACUCUGAUAUAUUCAAUUCUGUUCUUUUUCACUAAAAGAAUUCUAAUUGAACUCCAAAAUUGUGUACACUUAUUUCAUAGUCCAUUAAUGGUUUGAGACCUGUAGUCUGGAAAACCACCAUAAUAAGGGGACAUAUUAAGAUUCAAUAAUACUAAAUGAAGAUAACAACUAGGGAUACCAUUUAUUAAGCAUCUACUAUGUACCAAAGUACUGUUGUUGAUAUUUAUGUAUAAUAUCCUCAGUUCUCAUUGUAGCCUUGAAAAGUAACUCAAUAUUUUUUCCGACAAGAACUGGGAUGUGGAGAAGUUAAGAGAUUUGUUCUACAGAGAUGAGCCUGAUUAAAGACUUCUUCUGCUAAUCUAAUAAUAACAUUUAAAUAUUACUUAACAAUUAAAUUAGUAAACAAUUUAAACAAUUAAAUCAGUAAAAAAAAACAAAAACAAAAAGACACAGCUCUGUACUUCACUAGGAGGUUACUUACUAGAAAAUAGUAUCCAAUUCACUGCUACCCAAUAGUUUUUCAAAACCUAAGAGAGGGGCACCUGGGUGGCUCAGUUGGUGAAGCCUCCAACUCUUGAUUUGGGCUCAGGUCAUGAUCUUUGAUUCAUGAGUUUGAGCCCUGCAUCAGGCUCUGCAUUGACACUGUGGAGCCUGCUUGGGAUUCUCUCUUUCUCCCUCUUUCUCUGCCCCUCCCUUGCUCACCCCAUCUCUUUCUCUCUCUCUCAAAAAAUAAACUAGAAAAAAAAUUUUUUUAACCUGAGCGAAACAAUACCUAGGAAGGAGUGCUUGAAGAAUAUAGUCUGUGCCUUCUGCCAAGUCAGACACUUCCCUGAAUACUUACUGUAUAGUUCUCAUGCUAAAGUAUUAUUAGCCCCAUUUUACAAAUGGAGAAACUGAAGCACAAGAAUUUAAGUCCCAUGCCUAGUAAGCAGCAGAGUGAGUUUCCAACCCAGGAAACCUGGCCCACGCUCUUAGCCUUUCAUUGUGCUGUGUCUCUCAAGUUCUACCUAGACUGAGUCAUAAUACCCACCACCUCCAUUCUACCCCACAAUAUUGUUUUUGUGCAUUUUGCUUCGAUGCUACAUCAUCAGCCUAUGCUAAGACUUGAUGUGUGGUCCCAUAUUAAAAACAAACAGCACUGGGGCGCCUGGGUGGCUCAGUCAAUUAAGCGUUGGACUUCAGCUCAGGUCAGGAUCUCACAGUUCGUGGGUGUGAGCCCCACGUUGGGCUCUGUGCUGACCGCUCAGAGCCUGGAGCCUGCUUUGGUGUCUGUGUCUGCCUCUCUCUCUCUGCCCCUCCCCUGCUCCUCUCCCUCCCUCUCUCUCUCUUUCUCAAAAAUAGAUAAACGUUAAAAAAAAAAAAAAAACACCAUCAUCCUCAGCAUUGAAUCACUGUUUAUCACAACACACCCUUUAUGAGAACCCAGGACGAAUUCCAGCCCAGUUACUACAUCAGAAAGAUUCUAUUUCCUUUAAACAUUGGUUGGCUUUUAUCUUACAGAUACUGUGAAAUGUGUAACAGACCCGCAUUUCCUUAUUGUGCUGUUAGGCAACUUAUACUCAAGGAUGAAAUUCCUGUCUCUGAAAUUCCUGUCUACUUCCUUUCUUCUGUUCCACCUUCUCACUGAUGCUUGCACACUUCAUUUGAUGGAUGUUGAUGAAACUCCUUUUUGGAACAGAGAAUACAUAAACGUGUGUCCCAUUGCAUAUUUAUGAGUUAGUUAUUAACUUUCCUGCAGAUGAGGAAACUGACACUAGGAAGCCUUUGAAGAAAGGACUCAAGUGUGCAGCACAUAGUUUGCCCCUUGAUGUCAUGCCACCUUAAACUCGUGACCUCAUUUUCCCCUGGCCGCUUAAGGUUGUGUGGAAAGAUGCAUCAUAUUUACAGUCAUCAUCCUGGGUUCGCCCCUGUGAGUUGUGUGACCUUAUACAAUUCACGCAAUCUCUCUGUGCCUCUGUUUCCUCACCUGCAAGAUGGAAAUAAUAACAUGCCUACCACACAGGGUGGCUGGGCAGAAGGAGUUAAUUUAUGUGACAUUCUUAGAGCCGUUCCUGGGACAUAUGCAUCAUAUAUAUCAUCACCCUUCCCAUCACCAUCUCCUCCCCUUCCUUCUUGGCUCUUGCCUCUGUUAUUUGUGGGGAACUUCCAUCCCCUCUCACAGGAUCACACCUACAUUUAGAGGUGCCCUGGAGGUCUCACAAGGGCUCAAGACCGGUUUUGUCACGUUUCCCCUCCAGCGUACUACCUCAGGUCCCACUUCCAUUCACGCCACCUGCGGGUUUCCCACCCCAGCCCUGUGUGCCGCUAGUGACACCUGUGUCUGGCUUGCUCUCUCUUAAUAUGAAACACAUGUGAGUCCUUAAAGUGUACUCUUUCCUGGGGUCCUAAGACAUUGGUUCUGCAUCGCAACCCUGCAGAAUCCUAUCAUCUAAGCUCUGAUGCAGUGUUCCUUCUGCUGAGUUUCCUUUAUCCCCUCUCUCUUUGGAAUUGCACAUAUGUCCAUGGGGCUUAGUCAAAACCAAUCCCCUAAACAGACACCAUGCUGCCCUGUCCAUCCCCUUGUGCUCUUUUCUCCAGGCCUCAGCCCUUUACCUACUCCUCUGCCGACUCCCUCCCUACCAGCUCACCAGGCACAGGCAGCCAUGUGCAAACCCCACCUUGGGAUUAGCUGACCCCCUCCUACAGAUCUAUAGACCAUUGUCUGUUUCCUGUGUUGGUGAGCACUCCCCAGCUGGAUCACAAACUCCUUGACGUUAGAGAGCAUGUCUGAGAAUUCUGCACCUUCACAGCACUUAGUUCGGGAUUGAACAUAGGGGCGGCUCCCACAAACAGUUGUGGGUUGACUGAUUAAUUUGCAGUAGUCUUGAUAGGUCGUGGCAAAACCAGAAUGAGAAACCUCUUUGGAGAGGGAAACAUUUGUUGCCUCUGGUGGAGUGACCUAGCACCUCAGUUAGUUUAGGACUAUCUUGGUUUUAGCACUGAAAGGUCCCAUGCACCCUGAGACCCCUCAAUCCUGGGCAAACUGAGAUGGUUGGUCACCUAGACUAGGCUUCCCCAGUUUCAGAUAUGCCCAAACACUCUAGACCAGAUACCAGCCCUCUCAUUGUCCAACCUCACAUGUCUGCCUACAUGCUCCUACACAACAGACACACUCACAUUCACUCACUCUCAUGAGUCAUACCAUCAUUACCUGAUCCCCCACUGCUUUUUUUUUAAGUUUAUUUAUUUAUUUUGAGGUGGGGCAGAGAGAAAAGCAAAGAGAGACAAUCCCAGGCAGGCUCCACACUGUCAGCACAGAGCCCAGUGCAAGGCUUGAACCCGUGAACCGCGAGAUCAUGACCUGAGCCGAAGUCAGACACUGACUGAGCCACCCAGGCACCCCAUGUUCCCCCACUCUUGCGGCCUGUAUCAGGUCAUGUAAACUAGUGGUCCACAAUUGCCCCAGACUUAACAGACCAAAGGAAAAUGUACUGUCAUCUCAGCCUUUCCCCCCAGCUUUGUGACCUUCCCCAUUACCAUUCUUUCCAAUAAUCACUUUUCUCUAAUCAGCAGAGGAUAGAAACACAGGUCUCUCAACGCUGAGAGGCAGAAUUUCAGAUAUUGCUGUCUUCUGCCUUCUGAAUCCUUGCGGAUGGGUCAGGAUUUGAUGCGUUUUCGAAUAUCGGAUUGUCAUUCUUGGGAACUGAAGCUGAGGAAAACCCCUGGUACAUGAACUCCUUCCCCCCACAGCCAUAAUUGCGCCUUUCACACUGAUAUCAGCCCUCCACCAGCUCUUGGGUCCAGCACAGCCUCACCAUCUGCUCAUGUGACACCAACAUUAUGGCCUCCCUCCAUGCAUCCCUAAAUGGGGCUGGAGAAGGCAACAGAGAUGGUGAGCGUGCCAGCUGGCACCAGUGACACAAACCUAGACAGCGAUGAAUCACAGCCCAGGACAGAGAGGAAGAAGGGAGGAUGCUGAUGGCUAAUUGUGCACCGUCAUCAGAGCUGCAAGGCGGACCUCUCUGUUCACGGAAGCAGAACCAGCACGGCAUUUCUGUUCCUGCAGUAAAUGCAAAGCUUCUUUUUGAUAUGUGGUCAUGAGAGAAUGUUCAAUAGAAAGGAAACCUAGAAAUCAAGAUCUGAAUUGUUCUGUUUUUGCUUCUGUGCAUCUCUAACUGGCAUAACUGGGGACUCUCCAGGGAGUCUGGGGAUUACUUGAAAAUGACAGGCAGGGGUUUCUGGCUGGUCAGGGAGUCGGAGCAGAGUAAACAGACUUAUGCUGAUAGGUCCGUUCUGUCCAGGAGGCUCCAAAGUUCCCACCUACCUCUACUCCCCUGAGCCUCCCAGGUUCUCUGUUCUUUACUUUAUGCCCUGCAAUUACCUGAUUUGUGCAUUAAUUCAGUUCUCUCUGAAUGUUGCUUCCAGGAUUUAUUGGCGAGGCAGUUAUUCAAGGUUUGUUCUAUAGAUUUCAAAUUUGGGCAUAUUGACCUUAGCUUUUUUGUUGUUGUCAUUAUUGUUGAUUUUGAUGUAUUUGAAGUUAGGACAGUCUAUGUUCUAAAAGUUUCUAUUCUACGUUUUUCUAAUGAGUCGUUUUACCUACGUAUGUUUUUGCUUUUGUUUACUUCACUUUCAUCUUGACCUUUUUCAAAUGGAGGUGGUAGCACAAAGGCACCCAGUAAAAUAGGACACUUGUCCUCAAUAGAGGGGGCUAGCUGCCAUUUUUAAUUUGUUUUAUCCAAAAGCUCCCAUAGAUCCUGCCUGUUCUCCAAGCAGUUAUUCCCCAAGGGCUGAUGAAGCCAAGAGACAGAAAUAUGUUUCCAGCCACAUGGAGGAUAUACAAAGAAAUCCCAGAUCAGGCCUGUGCAGGAGGCACAGGUAGCCCUGGAGGUAAAGUCCCAACACUGUUGCAAUCAUAGUGUGUUCUCAGCUCCAGAACAUUCAGGUCAGCUGGCUAGGUUCCUUCCCAUCAGGUCAUCUCAGUUGACCAGUGAAGCACAAAAGAGAAACUUCAUGGCCUUGACUUCAUAAACUAGCAGCCAACAGGAACACCUGUUAGCAAGGGCAGCUUUGGAGUACCUCUCUCUCACUCUUACGGGAAACAAACUAAUCCAAAUCUCUCUGUGGCUAAAGAGAAAAGAAACAAAGUGCUGAAACAGCAGAGAUGGCUGGCCUGAGCACUGGUGAUUUACAUGUGGUGCCAAGAAAUAACUUCAGGUGCAGAGAAACACACAGGAGUGUCCAGAGAUUACUAGAUGGUCAGAAGUUGUGACAGCAGGUCCCCUGGGGAAGAGGGACAGAAAAUGCCAGAUGGUAAAAUAUCAUUCAUAUACAACCAGAGAGAAGUCGUGUAUGAAGGACAACAAACGGAAAGUAUGAUCUACGACCUACCUGAAGGUAAAGGAAGGUGGCAAUGGAUGAGGCCAAAAGGUAAAAGACCUUUAUAGCAGAAUGGAUAGGAGUUUCUGAAUGCUUUCAGCUACAAGAAGGAGAAACUGCAGAAAUAAUUUCCCGGAAGUAGAGGCUGUGCCUGGUUUCAGAGAGUGGGCAGAGUGUAAGGCUUCUCUGCUAUGUUGUGGCUAAAGAAAUGGAUAUGAAAUAGCUUGUCAUCAUGGCUGGGACAGUGCUGCUUGCCUACUACUUCGAAUGCACUGACACUUUUCAGGUGCAUAUCCAAGGAUUCUUCUGUCAGGACGGAGACUUAAUGAAGCCUUACCCGGGGACAGAAGAGGAAAGCUUCAUCACCCCUCUGGUGCUCUAUUGUGUGCUGGCUGCCACUCCGACUGCUAUUAUUUUUAUUGGUGAGAUAUCCAUGUAUUUCAUAAAGUCAACCAGAGAAUCUCUAAUUGCCCAGGAGAAAACAAUCCUGACCGGAGAAUGCUGUUACCUGAACCCCUUACUCCGAAGGAUCAUAAGAUUCAUAGGGGUAUUUGCCUUCGGACUUUUUGCUACUGACAUUUUUGUAAACGCCGGACAGGUGGUCACGGGGCACCUAACCCCAUACUUCCUGACAGUGUGCAAGCCGAACUACACCAGUACAGACUGCCGAGCACACCACCAGUUCAUAAACAAUGGCAACAUUUGUACCGGGGACAUGGAAGUGAUAGAAAAGGCUCGGAGGUCCUUUCCCUCCAAACAUGCCGCUCUGAGCAUUUAUUCCGCCUUAUAUGCCACGAUGUACAUCACAAGCACAAUCAAGACAAAGAGCAGUCGGCUGGCUAAACCAGUGCUGUGCCUUGGGACCCUCUGCACAGCCUUCCUGACAGGCCUUAAUCGGGUCUCUGAGUAUCGGAACCACUGCUCCGACGUGAUUGCGGGCUUCAUCCUGGGCACUGCUGUAGCCCUGUUUCUGGGAAUGUGUGUGGUCCAUAACUUUAAAGGAACACAAGGAUCUCCUUCCAAAUCCAAACCCGAGGAUCCCCGUGGAGUGCCCCUAAUGGCUUUCCCAAGGAUAGAAAGCCCUCUGGAAACCUUAAGCGCACAGAAUCACUCUGCCUCCAUGACCGAAGUCACCUGAGACAGCUGAUGUGUCACAAGCUGUUUUUUUUUUAUCACCCUCCAAUUCGAUACUUCAAGACACACAGUUACUUGAUGUCAAACUGUGAAGACAAGUAUUAUGUUUAUCUAGUUAGAAGCUAAUGUUUUGUACAUUUUUUUGUAUGAGGAAGUGAUGUAGCUUGCCCUGAUUUUUUUUGUCAGCUUUAAUAUAUUUAUGCCAGAAUUUUACACCAACAAAACUUUCUUCUUGUUCCAGUGCGCAUUGAAGAACCACAUUGAUUCAAUGAUUGAUGUUGUUUUGUGAUAUUUGUACACAGACCUUCUUUUCUCAGUUUUAUAGGCACGGAAAUAAAAUUAAUGUAACAAUUCACCUUACCCCUUUAUUACUGCACUUGCUGCCUCCUCCAGAGCUUUUAAAGUUUAAUGAAAAUUAACUUUUGAGUUGCAGGGAGGGCAAUGUUGGUUAAUGGUAAAUCUCAAAAUCAGUUGGGCAGAAAGAAACAUUCCUUUCACAAAGAACUUUGUGUUCUUGUCUCUUAACCUGUUUUGUAUUCUAAGUUAAAGUACUAUAUUAGUGAAGUCACUUACUUACAUAAAAAAGUGGCAGAGACUCCUGGAUUUGAGGGCUAUUGGGGUUAUAUGGUUCUCUCCUAGAUAAAGUCUUCUCCCAUCUAAAAAAAACUCAAAAUCUUUCUGGAAUCAUGUCCUUGCACUGGGAGGUAACACUGCAGACCUCUUUCCAAAAAGAAACCAGUACCAGUCUCCCCUGUCAACUCAACAGUUUUGUAUAUCAUAUUGUAUGGACUUUCUAUGAAAAUGAAUAUUUUACAGUUUGCACAGUAUUAUUUUACAGAAAGGGUAUCGGAGCAUCUACAACCUAGAGCCGCAGAGCAACAGCUUGGCUUUGUGGCUUUUAAUUGUUCUAGAAUUUUAACUGCAUCUCAUUUUUCUAGCAUGGUAAUAACUAACGUGUAACUCCUUUCAGAGAAGGAACUCCCUUGUCUGGACCUAUCAGAAUGUUUUCUUGACACUUUCAUGUUGGCUCUUAGCUUUUUUUUUUGUACUUUUUUUUUUUUUUUUUUUUUUUUCUAAAGAGAAGAAAAAAAAGUUAUCACAAAAUGUA